Messenger RNA from Oncorhynchus mykiss (rainbow trout), 971 nucleotides. Lineage: Eukaryota; Metazoa; Chordata; Actinopteri; Salmoniformes; Salmonidae. The record is from RefSeq and is a predicted model, not a curated record.
UCUGAAGAGAGGAGACAGAGGAGGUCUAACAUGACAUACAACCAGAGGAGGUCUAACAUGACAUACAACCAGAGGAGAUCUAACAUGACAUACAACCAGAGGAGAUCUAACAUGACAUACAACCAGAGGAGAUCUAACAUGACAUACAACCAGAGGAGGUCUAACAUGACAUACAACCAGAGGAGAUCUAACAUGACAUACAACCAGAGGAGAUCUAACAUGACAUACAACCAGAGGAGAUCUAACAUGACAUACAACCAGAGGAGAUCUAACAUGACAUACAACCAGAGGAGGUUUAACAUGACAUACAACCAGAGGAGAUCUAACAUGACAUACAACCAGAGGAGGUCUAACAUGACAUACAACCAGAGGUCUAACAUUACAUACAACCAGAGGAGGUCUAACAUGACAUACAACCAGAGGAGGUCUAACAUGACAUACAACCAGAGGUCUAACAUGACAUACAACCAGAGGAGGUCUAACAUGACAUACAACCAGAGGAGGUCUAACAUGACAUACAACCAGAGGAGAUCUAACAUGACAUACAACCAGAGGAGGUCUAACAUGACAUACAACCAGAGGUCUAACAUGACAUACAACCAGAGGAGGUCUAACAUUACAUACAACCAGAGGAGGUCUAACAUGACAUACAACCAGAGGAGGUCUAACAUGACAUACAACCAGAGGAGGUCUAACAUGACAUACAACCAGAGGAGGUCUAACAUGACAUACAACCAGAGGAGGUCUAACAUGACAUACAACCAGAGGAGAUCUAACAUGACAUACAACCAGAGGAGAUCUAACAUGACAUACAACCAGAGGAGGUCUAACAUGACAUACAACCAGAGGAGGUCUAACAUGAAAUACAACCAGAGGAGGUCUAACAUGACAUACAACCAGAGGAGAUCUAACAUGACAUACAACCUAAUCUAACUCACUAACCUAAUCUAACUCACUAACCUAAUCUAACU